AGAAUCCGCGGAGAGCCGCGGCGGAGCGGAUGGGGGAGAACCGCCGCCAGACGUGCGCUUCUCCUCUUGAUCUCGGACUCCGAAAGCUCCGAAUAAUUCGGGCUGGAUUUCCGGCUGGAGCAUGCCAUGAUAAGUGCUAGGCCAAAGCCAGGCCAAAGCCAGGCCACAUGAUUCCUAUCUCUGUCCGAGUUACCUGUCCGCCACUGCCUUCACUCUUUGAAGAGUUUAGGGUUUCGGGUUGGUUCACACCGACGCACGCACAGCAUAGUAAUCGGCCAUCCGCAAGCUUCGACGAUGGGCCGCAGAUCUGCUUGCUUUUCCACCAUCCUCGCCCUCGCCCUUAUCUUUUGCGAGACGGCGCUGGCAUUGGCAUUGCGAGGCCCGCAAGUUUUGACCCUGAGUCCUGGUAACAGUGCGAGCUCACCCUGCGGCAGCUGCCCCUCGGGAGCCACCUGCAGACUCACACCUGCUCACAACGACGUUUCUCUCACUGUGCCUUACUGCGCAUGCCCUAACGGCUAUGGGAUGACUCCCGACGCCUGUGUCAAGGGUGCACAUUCCACAGUGUCGGGCGACAGCAUCACGCUCAGCAGAAAGGCGGGUGCUCAAGACCAAGCAUCCUUUACCUUCCGCCCGAACAUGGACAGCUGCACCCAACUGCCCGAGGCAGUGGCUGGGAGCUUCGACUCGCACGCUGUGGUUUUGAGAAUGGGCACUCCGAGCUGUGCAGUCAUCACCGUGUAUGACGGCGACAACUGCACCGGGGCUCAAACGUGGAUAGACUUGCUCCGGUAUCCGCCCUUCUUCGCAACAACUUCGCCGCUGGGAUUACCUCAUACGGCCUGCUCAGUAAUGUGCCUCAUGUAGCUGCUUCAGCUCUGAUUGGCACCUCCAUCGGAGCAAUCAGACCCACACACCCUGCAGUCGACAAGGAUACCGGCUUGUAUUGCUUCGUCCCUCCAUACAAAAAAUAAGGAUGGGCCCAUUUUCGGGCAUUUACAAGCUAAUUGGAGAGGAAAUUGCGACCCCUAUUGUUGUAAACAGGGUUUCAUUGAAUUGUGAUAGACCUACGCAACCAAAGAGAAAAAAAUGACCAUACGUGAUUGGAUUGUUGUGGUAAAG
Molecule: messenger RNA, 1122 nt
Organism: Closterium sp. NIES-67
Lineage: Eukaryota; Viridiplantae; Streptophyta; Zygnematophyceae; Desmidiales; Closteriaceae
Source: the annotation of a GenBank genome assembly